Messenger RNA from Oryzias latipes (Japanese medaka), 1398 nucleotides. RefSeq names its product SRY-box transcription factor 8a (gene sox8a). Gene Ontology annotation, cellular component: nucleus. Gene Ontology annotation, biological process: morphogenesis of an epithelium; negative regulation of transcription by RNA polymerase II; neural crest cell development. Gene Ontology annotation, molecular function: DNA-binding transcription factor activity, RNA polymerase II-specific; RNA polymerase II cis-regulatory region sequence-specific DNA binding. The record is from RefSeq and is marked provisional. NCBI's taxonomy places the organism in Eukaryota, Metazoa, Chordata, Actinopteri, Beloniformes, Adrianichthyidae.
AUGUUAAAAAUGACAGAAGAGCAUGACAAGUGUGUGAGCGAGCAGCCAUGCAGCCCGUCCGGGACCAACAGCUCAAUGUCCCAGGAUGAAUCGGACUCCGAUGCUCCGUCCUCACCGACCGGCUCCGACGGCCAUGGAUCACUGCUCGCCGGUUUGAGCAAGAAGCUGGACUCAGAAGACGACGAGCGCUUCCCAGCCUGCAUUCGGGAUGCGGUCUCUCAGGUCCUUAAAGGAUAUGAUUGGUCCUUGGUGCCCAUGCCUGUGCGAGGGAAUGGAUCUCUGAAGAGCAAACCACACGUCAAAAGACCCAUGAACGCGUUCAUGGUGUGGGCGCAGGCGGCCCGCAGAAAGCUGGCAGAUCAGUAUCCACACCUGCACAACGCAGAGCUCAGCAAGACGCUGGGGAAACUGUGGCGUUUGCUUUCAGAGAGCGAGAAGAGGCCAUUUGUUGAUGAAGCAGAGAGAUUGCGCGUUCAGCAUAAAAAAGAUCAUCCAGACUACAAGUACCAGCCCCGGCGGAGAAAGAAUGUGAAACCAGGCCAGAGUGACUCAGAGUCCGGGGCUGAGAUGGCUCACCAUAUGUAUAAAUCGGAGCCUGGGAUGGGAGGAAUGGCAGGAAUGACUGAGGGACACCACCACCCUGACCAUACAGGGCAGCCCCAUGGUCCACCCACUCCACCCACUACUCCCAAAACAGAUCUGCACCAUGGUGUGAAGCAUGAUCUGAAGCACGAAGGCCGUCGUUUAAUUGACAGCAGCCGGCAAAACAUUGACUUUAGCAAUGUAGACAUCUCGGAGCUCAGCACUGAUGUCAUCAGCAAUAUUGAGACUUUCGACGUUCAUGAGUUUGACCAGUACCUUCCGCUCAACGGUCAUAUGUCAGGCUCCGCUGCCCUGUCCUCAGACCACAGUCAUGGGCCAGUUCCAGUGCCUGGCAGCUCUUACUCCACCUCAUACAGCCACACCGGCAGCAAUGGCACUUCUUGGAGCCGAAAGAGCACAAUGUCUUCUUCCUCCCCCUCCACCAGCGAGGUGGGCCGUCUUCACAUUAAAACGGAGCAGCUGAGUCCCAGCCACUACAGUGAGCACUCCCAUGGCUCGCCAUCGCACUCCGAUUACGGCUCCUACAGCAGCCAGGCUUGCGUCACCUCAGCCACAUCGGCUCCGUCAGCUCCAGCGUCUUUCACCAGCUCCCAGUGUGACUAUACUGACCUUCAGAGCUCCAGCUACUACAACCGUUACACCGGCUACCCCUCUAGCAUCUACCAGUACCCCUACCUUCAUUCAACUCGGCCCUACAGCAGCACCAUUCUAAAUAGUCUGUCCAUGGCUCCAACUCACAGCCCCACUUCCACCAACUGGGACCAGCCUGUGUAUACCACUCUGUCUCGACCUUGA